CACCGCUUUGAAAUUCCUACCAAGCGUCAAACAAAAUGGCGGACGACGAGAAGGCGAAGAUAUCAGCGACACACAGGGUGAAAUCCUUGGUGUCGCUUUUCGGGCUGAUAUUCACAGUCAUCACGUUUGUCUGUUUCAUGGUCGGCUUCUCCAGCCCAAACUGGAUCGAGCAUUAUAACAAAUACACCGAACGCCAGUUUGUCAAAAUGGGCCUGUGGGAAGUAUGUUUCAAACAGUGGAGCUAUUACAAGGACUAUCUCGGCAAGACAUACGACGGUUGCUGGUGGAUAUUCUCUUUUGAAUAUCGCCCAGUGUGGUCCUGGUUGAACCCACCAUGGCUCCUUGCCAUCCAAGUGCUGAUGGUGCUGACGCUGAUGAUUAUGAUGGUGUGCCUUGUCUUUGUCAUCAUGUACUUCGUCAAGUGCUGCCCGGCAAACAAGGAGAAACGAUAUGUCAUGUUCAGCUUCAUCUUCAACUUCACAGCAGGUACCUUUAUUGGUAUCAGUGUCAUCCUGUUCGGUAUCAAGGCGGAUACUGAUCGCCAGUGGCUGCCUCACCCGGAUUCAAACUACCUUUCCUGGUCAUUUGGUUUUGCCGUCCUGUCUGCGUUUUUCGCCCUGUUUGCUGGAAUGUGUCUGCUGGUCGAGUGGAUGAGACUGAACCAGGAAGAAAACAACAAGGCCCGAAGACAGAACAUGUCUCUCACGUCCAAGCCUGCAACUAGAUACUAAAGAAGCAGACGACACAGAGUGCAGGAGCAGAUGACAGGAACUGCCUGAGCAGACGUUGACUGUUGAAGCAGAUAUAUGUAACAAUACCCUCACACCAUGUCAUUGUAGUCUGUUGUUUUGAGUGUGACCAAUAAGCUAAUCCACACUCUUGUACAGUUGUCUGUUUUCAGUGAAAUCAAGGACUGAGAUAGAAAUGGAAUAAUCAGUCGUUUUCUAUAUUUUGAUUGUUCUUGAUCUGAUAUCAGGGCCUUUGAAAUCAUAUUACCCAUAAAGGCAGCUCAUUUCAACAAAUCAUAUCAGUGAAUGUGCAGGUUUUGAAUAUAUAUCAUGUUUGCAUAUUCAUAGAUCCGUUUAUGGACAAUUUAGAUCAUAAAUAUUUGGAUGCAGAAAUAUUAAUCUCACUCAGGCAAAUCUUUUUCAAGAGUGAGGUCAGUCGCAUUUUUAUGUAGUGUUUAUGUCAAGUAUCUGAGCACAGUGUCUACUCUGUAGAAAUGGCUGACACUCAGGACAUAAAGUGAAGCUCCCAGUCUGACGGAUAUUUCAUUUUGUAAGCAGGAGUAGGGUCAGUUAGAAUAUAAUUGUAUUAACAGAGGGAAGCAAUUCUAACAAGGCCCUGUACACAGUUAUGUACCUAAGCUUCCCAACAUCUGCCAAGGCAGCAGACGUGUGGAUACUACAGGCAAUAUCCAUAAGAAAUAUGAAAUUAUGUCAUUACAGUAAUAAGAUUAUAAGGUUUUGAGUACAUUGUUUAGGAGGAGGAAUUUUUAUGAUUUUUGGAUUUACGUUUUGGUUAGGACGCUUUUCCAUAUAUAUGUGGAUCAUUUUGUAACAUUGUAUAAUAUCUCAUCAUUCAUCGCAGAAUAGAAAAUGUAUCAUUGUACAUACCAUUCCAAGAAAUUGUAAUUUUUUAGUUUUAGUUACAAAUAGCUUAACUGCAAUUGUGUAACAUUGAUUAUAGCAUUGUUUCUAGUUAUUCUGUAAGGCUCUCUUUAAUCUGAGAUAAAAAGACUAACGUUAUGGAUGAGUGUCAUCGCUACUACCUAGUGACUGACCUAUUGAUCGGUUAACGACUAAGAUUCCGAGAAUGGAGGAAGCCUGGCCUGAAACAGCCAGAGCCCCCUGGUGUCCAUCAGCAUAAUCCAUCUGCCCCUUACCUCAAUGCUUCAGUUUUCUAAUUCAAUGUCACAGACGUUGCAAUAUUCAGCUUUCAUAAACAAGAAAAAUUGUUUCACAAUAAAAUAUUGUUUGGAUGUUCUGAAGAUUAGUUUUACUUUUUCACACAAGUACGUUUGAUAAGGUCUUCAGUUCAGAAGAUUAGGCAAAGUAACUCUUUCCUCAUUAACCAUUGUAUCUCAAAAUAAUUUCCAGGAACUUUGUAAAUAGUACAUAAUGAUCUUUGUGAAUAAUUUGUGAACAUACGUCUUGUGCCCUUUGUAUGUUAUAUUACUAUGGAAAAAUGGUGAUUAUGGCCUAACAGAUAAUGCCACUUUGAAGUUUAAAAGGACCAUUUCUUCCCUGAAAAUUCAAGGAGCAUUUCAAGAUACUGAUCUGCAUGCCUACCCUAUCGUGCUUCACCCAUUACCCUGUCGAUGUAUAUAUCAUUUCGUUAUUUCUGUAAUCAUACCUAUUUUUGUAAGAUGAAAAUCCUUUACAAUAAAAUAUUAACUGGA
Molecule: messenger RNA, 2401 nt
Organism: Haliotis rubra (blacklip abalone)
Lineage: Eukaryota; Metazoa; Mollusca; Gastropoda; Lepetellida; Haliotidae
Exons: 3
Coding region: 36-731 (231 amino acids)
Cellular component (GO): membrane
Source: RefSeq, a predicted model, not a curated record